Bacillus rossius redtenbacheri is the source of this 1475-nucleotide messenger RNA. It is a transcript of the gene Fdh, whose product is annotated as alcohol dehydrogenase class-3. The transcript has 8 exons. The coding region runs from base 183 to 1313 and encodes 376 amino acids. Gene Ontology annotation, biological process: formaldehyde catabolic process. The record is from RefSeq and is a predicted model, not a curated record. Gene Ontology annotation, molecular function: S-(hydroxymethyl)glutathione dehydrogenase [NAD(P)+] activity; zinc ion binding. Gene Ontology annotation, cellular component: cytosol. NCBI's taxonomy places the organism in Eukaryota, Metazoa, Arthropoda, Insecta, Phasmatodea, Bacillidae.
CAAUUUCGGAACUGGUUUAUCGUAAUAUGCUUUUUGAAUGAACUGUACAUAAUUAUUCUAUUAGUACCACGAGGAGGUUUGUUUGGUUCUCAGCGGUGAAUAGUGGUUUUUAAAACCGGUGAACGCCCAGUCAUCAUUUUUCCUCAGGCAGGGUCUGCAGCUCGUAAGAUUCGUUUUUCACAAUGUCAACUGCAGGAAAGGUGAUAUCGUGCCGGGCGGCCGUCGCCUGGCGGGAGAAGCAGCCCCUGUCGCUGGAGACGGUGGAGGUGGCGCCCCCGAGGGCAGGCGAGGUGCGCGUGAAGAUCCUGUCGACGGGCGUGUGCCACACAGACGCCUACACGCUUGACGGCCUGGACCCCGAGGGGGUGUUCCCCGUGGUGCUGGGCCACGAGGGGGGCGGGGUGGUGGAGAGCGUCGGCGAGGGAGUCACCUCCGUGCAGCCGGGUGACCACGUGAUCCCGCUGUACGUGCCGCAGUGUGGGGACUGCAAGUUCUGCAAGUCGCCCAAGACCAACCUCUGCAGCAAGAUCCGUGCCACGCAGGGGAAGGGACUGAUGCCCGACGGGACGACCAGGUUCACGUGCAAGGGCAAGCCGCUGUUCCACUUCAUGGGCUGCUCCACCUUCAGCGAGUACACCGUCGUGGCCGAGAUCUCCGUUACCAAGGUGGACCAGAGCGCGCCCCUGGACAAGGUGUGUCUGCUGGGCUGUGGCGUGCCCACCGGCUACGGCGCGGCCCUCAACACGGCCGGGGUGGAGCCGGGCUCCAACUGCGCCAUCUGGGGGCUGGGGGCCGUGGGACUGGCCGUCGCCAUGGGCUGCCGGGCUGCCGGCGCCAAGCGCAUCAUCGGCGUCGACCUCAACCCCGCCAAGUUCGAGAUAGCGAGGAAGUUCGGCUGCAACGAGUUUGUGAACCCGCUGGACCACGACAAGCCGGUCCAGGAGGUGCUGGUGGACCUGACGGACGGCGGGCUGGACUACACGUUCGAGUGCGUGGGCAACGUGAAGACGAUGCGCGCGGCGCUGGAGGCGUGCCACAAGGGCUGGGGCGUGUCGGUGAUCGUGGGCGUGGCGGGCGCCGGCCAGGAGAUCAGCACGCGCCCCUUCCAGCUGGUCACCGGCCGCACCUGGAAGGGCACUGCCUUCGGAGGCUGGAAGAGCAGGGAGAGCGUGCCCAAGCUGGUGCAGGAGUACCUGCACAAGAAGCUGAUGCUGGACGAGUUCGUGACGCACAGCCUGCCCUUCGAGAAGCUCAACGAGGCCUUCGAGCUGCUGCACGCCGGCAAGAGUAUUCGUGCAGUCGUCAACUUCUGAGCCACGGUGACAAGACGGUGCGACAGUUGAGUGUGUGGGGCUACGGGCAGCAUGAGAUGCUACAGAAGUGCUCUUCUUCCAUGCUUUGUAUUUAGUACUGGCAGUGCAUGUGCCCAUGCAAGAAUGGAUGCAUGAGAUAAAUAAACAUUAAUUUCAUUAUUA